AUGAAAUCUUCCAUCAAUCGUGGACCUCCAGCUGGACCUGCAGCCUGGAUCAAUAAGCGUCACCAACAUCAAGAUCAACUGCAAGGUAGGAUCGUUUCACCUUCUCCUGCUACUCAUCGACCCUUGUUAUUUGGGGAGGAGACUUUUCACGUAUCAGUUCUUCCUGAGUACAGGGAAGAAGUGGAAAGGUACAUUAUCGAGAAAGCAGGAGGUGUGAUAGUCGACCCUUCAUCAGCGACAUUUAUCAUAGUCACCACUUCACCUUCUUCGGCAGAGGAAUAUGCUAAGACUUUGCCCAGGUCACAAGCAGCGAAAGUGAUCUCGUUGGAUUGGCUGAGGGGUAGUAUAAACGAAGGAAGGAUUAUCAGUAGACACAGCUACUGGGCUAUACCGAGGGAUCUAGUUGAUAUUGGACGAGAAGACAGAAUGAGGGAUGAUAUCGCUCCAAACGAGCUCAACACUCUUCAAGACAGAUAUCAUCGCAGGGAGGCCGAAAACCAUCAGUACUUGAAGACCGAAUCCUAUUAUCAUAGAGAUUCGCCGGGGAGAAGUUCGAGUCCGAAUGUGUACGAUCGUGAAAAGUACGAGUCUAGGAACACUUCGACUUCCUCAUCAACGUCGUAUCAUUCGCAUGUCACCUCAAAGUCACCUAGAGGAAAUGUCAUAUUCAGCGGACUCUCGUUCUGGGUGGUGGGAUCGCCAACGGAGCGCAGGUACCUGAACAGAAUCAUUCACUCCCAUGGUGGCAUCUCAGCUCGUAAUCUGGACUCUGCCACGAGAACUAUAUUCUUCCCUCCUAAGGCUAGCUUCAUUUGGACAGCAGAAAAUGAUCAUCGACGUGCAACCCGUCUAAAGAUUCCAACAUUGAGCUACACCUGGAUUGAAGACUGCUCCAGUGAAGAACGACUCAUUCCCGAUCUACCAUAUAAGGUGUUGACAGAGGCUCUUCCGGACGACGUAUAUUGGAAACGAAUGGCAAACAGGACCUUUGAACAUCCUGUAAACAGUGUAAAUCGCUUUGAUAGGGAAAACGAAGUAAUCACUACAAAGAGCAGACAAGUUCAGGCUGAGUGUGAAAAAAAUGAACUGGAAGAUUCGCAGCCUAAAGAUCCUAGGAAGAGAUCGAAGCUUGACACGAAUCAACAGGCGGAUCUGCAGGAUGACACGAUACCCCAUGCCGAGAGCAGCUCUGCGGUGUCAUCAGCUGUACAGGAUCUCAGAGACAAAGUGGACAGAUUACUACAGACAGCCAAGCAUGCCUUGCUUCUCUCGGACGAUGCAGACAAUCUAGACGAGCCUACGAUCAAACCAACGCAAGGCCGUUACCCGACACCAGUAUCGCCUGUGAGACACGAUAUAGGCGCCUCUUCUACGUCUGGAGUAUGCGCUGUGUUUGCCACUGCCUCCUCAUCUAAUAAGACUCUCCUGGGCGAGAUGACUUUCUGGGUGGUUGGAUCUCAUGCCGCUCGGGAACGGCUCUAUUCUAGCAUCCAGACACUUGGCGGUCAACGAGCCAAGCAGCUUGAAGAAGCCUCGCGAGUGAUGUUUUGUCACCCAGUUUUCAGUGAGAACUGGAAUGAACGAAUGAGGGGAUUGAGGCGGGCAAGCGAGCAACAUCGUUUACAGGAGUGUCUGGCUUUGAAUGAGGCGUGGAUACAUGAUAUAAGUCAUUCCCAAGAGAUCGUCGACUGGAAGCAAUACAUUGUCACUGAGCAGAUAUUGCUGGACUCAGCUCACCGGAACAUCGCUUUCUCCAAGCAUCAUAUAAAGCCAACGCUCUCGAAAUCAUUCAGCUUUCCUGCAUCCCAAGAACCUAGUCGUAGUGAAAUAGGCGGAUAUCUGAUGGACCCCGAAUUCUGUACCGAGAGGAAAAUUGGAUCCCCAUCGGUUAAAGUAGAACUUCUACCAGAUGCUACGAAUGAUGAUAGUAUGGAUUUACCGGUGAUCAAACAACGAUCAACCUUACCCCCUUUCGGUCAUUCUUUUGGAGAUACAAUUGCUGCCAGAUGCUCAAGCGAGGAGGGUGAUUGGGAGAAGGCCCUACCAUCAACGCAGAUGAGUAGCAGGGUCGAAGCAGACGACAAUCUGGAGCAUCAAUUGAAAGAUCAUGGUAUGAGUGACGAUUAUGCGGACCUUGCUGGUAUCUUCUCAUCUGAGGAUGAUAAUGAAGAUUCAGAGAGUUCUCUGACUUCUCUGACUGGUGAUGAAGUACAAGCUGACCAGGACGAAGCGACCAUACGGUCCCGACAACCAGGAACAACAAGUACCUCGCGUGAUCCUCUACCUGUUCGUACGACGUCAAUGUCAACAGGCAACAAAUCACAAGUUCGCAUGUCCGGAAGAAAACGAUUAAUUAGUCCAGCAAUUUCUGACUCGGAAUCAGAGGAUGAUAUACCUCUAAGUAAGGUACCUAGAUCCGGCAAUUCCACCAUAAAGAGCGGUGGACGUAUAAUGCGGAAAAAUCCAAAGUUUCUCAAGGUCUUACCCAGAGAUCAGGCUCGAUUCGAUACACUGUUGGCUGAUUUGAGUGUAAGAGUACUUUCGAGAGGAUUUCCAGGUGGUUUGAAGAGAUACCUUCGAGCUUCAAAGCAAUCUGGUGUUUAUGACAAGUACGUGUCUAUAUUCAGAAAAGAAUUGCCCAAUUUGCCGAGGCGCAAAGGAGCACCCAAAACAUCAUAA
Kwoniella shivajii is the source of this 2679-nucleotide messenger RNA. RefSeq lists its product as uncharacterized. The record is from RefSeq and is a predicted model, not a curated record. The coding region runs from base 1 to 2679 and encodes 892 amino acids. Gene Ontology annotation, molecular function: DNA ligase (ATP) activity; ATP binding; DNA binding. Lineage: Eukaryota; Fungi; Basidiomycota; Tremellomycetes; Tremellales; Cryptococcaceae. The transcript is spliced from 10 exons. Gene Ontology annotation, biological process: double-strand break repair via nonhomologous end joining; nucleotide-excision repair, DNA gap filling. Gene Ontology annotation, cellular component: DNA ligase IV complex.